AUGAUUGGAAAUAUCGCAUAUAUCUUAUUCACAUUAACAGUCGUAUCAGCAAAUCUAUUUGACUUUAUACAGAAUCAAUUUCAGGGGAACAAUCAACAAGCUCAAAGGCAGACUCCUGGUGAAUACGAAAAUGCAAAUCUAAACUCGGGAUGUUCGAAGUACUUAUGUCCUGAUACAUCCAUAUGUGUGGAUGAACCCAAGUUCUGUCCUUGUCCUUAUCCAUCGUCGCAAUUAAGAUGCUUUUUACCUAAUGGAAGAUACGUCUGUAUUUCGAAACCCGCAGGCGAAGUGUCCUUAAAUUACGCAGAUCCAAAGACAAACUGGAAGAUAGACGCCAAAGAUGAUAACAUAAGGGAUUGUGGCUGGGUCGGAAGGGCAUGGAAAGGCUUGGUCUGA
Debaryomyces hansenii CBS767 is the source of this 396-nucleotide messenger RNA. RefSeq lists its product as uncharacterized. NCBI's taxonomy places the organism in Eukaryota, Fungi, Ascomycota, Pichiomycetes, Serinales, Debaryomycetaceae. The record is from RefSeq and is a predicted model, not a curated record. Bases 1 to 396 code for a protein of 131 amino acids. The transcript has a single exon.